AUGCAGGUGAUAGUGGCCCACCGGGUGGCAAGGGAUGGGCGGGUGGACGUGCUGGUGAGCAACGUGCGCAGCAGCAUGCCGUGUCCCAUGGCGGAAGUGGCGCGUGUGGUGGCAGAGGAGGGGCGGGUGGACAUUCUAGUGAACAACGUGGGCAUCGGCAUGCCAUGCCCCGUGGCUGAUGCGGCAGUGGCCCACCUAGUGGCAGAGGAGGGGCGGGUAGAUGUGCUGGUGAACAACGCGGGCAUCGGCAUGCCAUGCCCUGUGGCUGAUGUGCCCUUGGACCAGCUCCGCCAGGUGCUGGACGUCAAUCUCUAUGGUGCCGUUGCCAUGGCCCGAGCCGUCUUCCCGGUCAUGGCACAGCAGCACAAGGCGGCGCUCGCAGCGGCCACCAGCUGCAUGCGCAUGGAGAUGCGGCCCUUCGGCAUUGACGUGGUGCUCGUCACACCAGGCUACAUCAAGUCCCGCAUCUUCCGUAACGCUCUAGCCAGCGCCCCCAUCCUUCCCAGUUCAAGUCAUUACAAGCCCUACGAGGCGUCCUACAGAGAGCAGUUCGCAGCUAGUGCGGACAAUCUUUGGGCGACUAACACUGCUGAUUUUGCUACACAACUUGCUGACGUGGCACUGGGCAAAAGCAGUCCUCCAUGGCGGGUUCUGUAUGGCCACCAAGCACUAUUUGCUGUAUUCAUGUCCUACCUUCCUGCAACAAUUCUUGAUUCAUUGCUGUGGGUUGCAUUUGCAAAAAGAAAGUAG
Messenger RNA from Closterium sp. NIES-65, 750 nucleotides. Lineage: Eukaryota; Viridiplantae; Streptophyta; Zygnematophyceae; Desmidiales; Closteriaceae. The record is from the annotation of a GenBank genome assembly.